GUUUUUUCUAUUUUCACUGCAUUGUAAUACAGCCUAUAAAUAGUGAAAACGCAUACACAUAAUUAUAAAUUGAGGACUGAUAAAACGCUCAACUGAAGAAAAAAAGAAAAAAAAUGGGCACAACCCCAAAUCAUUAUCUGGGGUUGAAUGGUAUCAAGUCCAAGGCUCUGUCCCCCACAUAAAACUGAUGACAACAGAAGGACAUAGAACCUGAGAGCUAGACCCAAUGGUUAAGACAGCUUUACAAAUAUUAGAAUGAAGGCCCACAAAUAAUAAAAACAUACACAUAUCCCCUGACACACGCUUUUAUAGAAUUUCAGCAAAGAAUUACAACAUAGGGAGAGCAAAAAGAUGGAUAAUUAACAUGCAAACACCAACCAAACAAUGCUUACUUUUAGAGCAUGAAAAUUUGUAAGGACAGGUGCCCCCAACAUUAUGGUCAAAACACAAGACAGACGUAGGUUACAUAAAGUCCGCAGAGCCCAUACACAUAGACGUUAAGCAGGGAGCAAGAUUACCAUAUCAGAGACAAUAUCCACUCCGUCAACACGCCAUAGACGGGAUUAGACCCACCAUUACGGGCCUAGUGAAGGCAGGAGUUUUGAAAGAAACUAAGAGCUCCUGUAAUACACCCAUCUUUCCAAUAAAAAAGCCACACUCAAACGAUUAUCGAUUAGUGCAUGAUUUACAAGCAAUUAACUCCAUUGUGAACGUUCCAAAGGCAGUUGUUCCCGAUCCACAUACAUUACUUUCUAAUAUUCCCCCAGGUACCAAAUGGUUCACUGUCAUUGAUCUGUGCUCUGCCUUUUUCUCAGUCCCCCUAGACGCUGAUUCUCAGUACCUGUUUGAAGGCAAACAAAUGACCUACAUUCGGCUAUUUCAGGGAUUCUUGGACAGCCCUGCGGUGUUUAAUUGGGUGUUGGCCCAAGAUCUGCAAAACCUGCACGUUGCCAGUACCGUAGUCCAAUAUAUGGACGAUAUUUUGGUAUGUAGUAGUUCAAAGGAGCAGUGUGAGACUCUGUCACAGUGUUGAAACAGCUGGCGGAGGGAGGUCACAAGGUCAGCAGAGACAAGUUACAGUUUUGUCAGACAACAGUAGAUUAUCUGGGGAGGCGGCUUAGUAGAGAUAUGAGACAGGUAGCUUUGUCACAGAUAGAAGCCAUAGUCAACGCUCCAAAGCCUCAGACAGUGGGACAGAUGCUCACCUUGUUGGGAAUGGCGGGAUACAGUAGACCAUGGAUUUGUGACCACGCCCUCAAGACAGCACCAUUGCGUGCCCUUAUCAGGGCUGCAGGGCAGAAUAGUAAUGCUGCUACAUUGCAGUGAACCAAAGAAGCGGAGGGAGCCCGUUUGUCUCUUAAAAGUGACAUGCAGUCUACCCCCGCCCUUGGCAAUCCCGAUUACUCAAAACCAUUUCAUCUAUACGUUGCAGAAAGGUCUGGAUAUGCUACUGCUGUGUUGUUGCAAGACACGCCCAUAGGGAAACAACCAUUGGCCUAUUAUAGUAAAAAACUUGAUCAUUUAGAGGCAGGACUGCCACCCUGUUACCAGGGAUUAGCAGCCGCUGUCUUUGCGUUCAAGAAGGCUUCAUCACUAACAAUGGGACACCCAGUAACUCUGUACACGUCCCAUCAACUGUGUGCCUUACUCACAAGCACAAGAUUUGUCUUGACACAGGCCAGACGAACGGGCUGUGAGGUAAUACUAUCAGCCCCAGAACUUACCAUACAAAGGUGCGACACAGUAAACCCAGCAACUAAAAUCGUGUUAUCAGUAGAUAGGACACCACACGACUGCGUUCGUGACACCAAUAUCUUUAUGCGUGCACGCCAAGACCUGUACAAUGAGCCUUUCACAGCAGACCUCACUCUGUUCGUGGAUGGAUCUUCCUAUAGAGAUGCCGUGGGCAACCAUGCUGGCUACGGUGUUGUACAACUCAAAGAUGACACCACUUUUGAGACCAUCCAAUCUGUAAAGGUUGACCAACCAUGCUCUGCCCAAUUGGCUGAAGUCAAAGCUCUUACAGCAGCAUGUCUGUUGGCAAAGGGCAAGAGUCUUAAUGUUUACACUGACUCUGCAUAUGCAUACGGAGUAUGUCACGUGUAUGGAAACAUAUGGAAACAGAGAGGCUUCCGCAGAGCCGAUGGCACUGUAAUUAGCCAUGGACAAUCCAUCUCACAGCUGUUGGAUGGCAUGCAUGUUCCAACUGCCCUGGCCAUUAUUAAAUGCCCGGCCCACAAAAAGACUGACACUCUCAUCGCCAGAGGUAACAACUUGGCAGAUGACGUAGCCAGGCAAGCAGCAGCAGGAACGGGGGCAGUGAUGCGACCUAUACAGGUAGCGGAUGAUCCAGCCCCACUUACCACUUAAUAUUCUCUUGUGUUAGCACAAGACCGAGCUAGUCCUCAAGAAAAAGAUAUGUGGGUGAAACGUGGAGCAAUGCAACACACCCAGGAUGAACUCAACAAAGGUCUAUGGAGGAGUAUUUGUUUUACCAAGUACAUUGUCGCGCUAUGCUAUUAGGAAUGCGCAUGGUAGCGACCAUUGCGCAAGGGGGGAGAUUGUACGUAGUCUUCAAGCCGUGUGGUGGUCACCAUAUCUAACAUCUACAGUUGACAGUGUUACACAAAUGCGAAGUAUGUGCACACUACAAUGUCAGACGUUUACCGCACCCAGGGCCGUAGCACCAAAUUCUGGGCCCCUAUACAAGAAGUCCGGAAGGGCCCCCCCCCCCAGGGCCAUACCCAAACAUAUCACUGAGUCGCAGAAAAUGCCCACUGACGGGUCUUCUUGUUGGCAAAAUCCCUGAUAAGGUCCUUAAAGUCCAAUGCUCUUGCCAAUUGGCUUUCAAUCGAGAGAAGAGCAAGACUGUUCAGUCUGUCCUGGGACAUGGUGGACCUCAGGUAGUUUUUGACUAGCUUCAUUUUGCUGAAAGCCCGUUCUCCGCCAGCAACACUUACGGGUAGGGUGCAGAAAAUCCUCAAUGCUAUACAGAUUUCUCCAAAAAUGCUCUGUAGUUGGAGAUUAUAAAUGGCAUUAAGGAGCUGAAGAGGUGACAGGUCUUGAGGAAAUGUUGCCUGAUGUAUUUUUUUCAGGUGCAAAACUUCCUCCUCGAAUCCAGCUGUGAGAUCCUUUGGAUAUGCUCUUGUAAGAGUCUGGCAUGACACUUUUGUUUGUUCUUCUGACAUAUCAGCAAACUUCAGAAUCGGUCCAAAAGUUGCUACAAGGUUGCUACAGUCAUUCAAGUCAAACUAGUUUAUUUCUGCUUUCAUGUUGAACUAA
Hypomesus transpacificus is the source of this 3282-nucleotide messenger RNA. RefSeq lists its product as uncharacterized. The record is from RefSeq and is a predicted model, not a curated record. The coding region runs from base 1369 to 2370 and encodes 333 amino acids. Gene Ontology annotation, molecular function: nucleic acid binding; RNA-DNA hybrid ribonuclease activity. NCBI's taxonomy places the organism in Eukaryota, Metazoa, Chordata, Actinopteri, Osmeriformes, Osmeridae. The transcript is spliced from 2 exons.